UGUUUGACUUAUUUGUACGCUAUACAAUUUGUUAUAUUCAUGUCUUAUUCAGUCCAAUGUCAAAUGGUGGGCGAUUCUGGAUAUCCACCAUGGACAUAUUCUUAUAUGGUUACUCGUGAGUCGUUUCUUUCGUGGACCAUCUUUCAAAUUAUUUAUUGCACAAGUCCAAAGUAAUCUCUUCGGAAUCUCACAGGAAAAAACAUAUAUUCAGUACACUUUUAUUAACUUGAUAAAAAAAUGAGAAAGGAAAGAUAAAAGUAAAUAUAUUAUAAAAAACAUGGGUAUGACACAAAGACCGUGGACACCAACAAAGAGGCGAGGUCCUAUCGCUGCAGAAUACAAUAGUCCUGGUCCUGCUUGUGUAACAUUACCCCCGUUGAUCGGAAAAAUUGUUCCCGAUUCCAAACGAGGUAGAGCUCCUGCUUUCUCAUUUGGAAGCAGACAUGCAACGAAAAAUGAUAGCCCUGGACCGGGUCCUGGUCAAUAUAAUAUUUUCGGACUUAGCGCGAAAGGAAAAGAUGCAGCACCAGCAUCAUCGUUACAUAGCCGCACGAAAUUCACGAAACAGGAAAUCACACCAGCGCCUGGUGAUUAUAAUCCAGAAAAAGCAGAAAAGAUUAUUUUGGAUCACUCACCAAAAUACUCAUUUGGCAUCAAAACUCAAACUGAAAAAAUUAGUUGUACACCUGCGCCGAAUGACUAUUGCACCGAAAAAGUGAAUAUCGACAAAUCGCCCGAGUACAGUUUCGGCUUGAAAUCUGUACUGGAUAAACCAAGCGAUAUACCUGCACCUGGAACUUAUCAUCCCGAAAAGGUAAGAUUGGACAAUACACCGCAAUACAGUUUUGGAGUUAGGCCUCCUCUCGUAAAACCAAACGAUAAUCCAGCACCUGGUUUGUAUUAUCCUGAAAAAGUCAAUUUAGAUAAGGGUCCUCAAUAUAGUCUUACUGGAAAAGGUCGAGUAGAAAAACCUGAUAACAUACCUGCACCAGGUACGUAUUGUCCAGAAAAUGUAAAAUUGGAUAGAACGCCGCAAUUUACUUUUGGAUUGAGGACUCCACUUAAAAAAAUAAAUGAUACUCCAGCACCAGGAACUUAUGCUCCUGAAAAAGUAAAUCUUGAUAAAGCACCAGAAUAUAGUUUUGGAUUAAGAACAUUUCUUGAUAAGCCAAACACUAAUCCAGCACCUGGAGAUUAUUGUCCAGAAAAAAUAAAUUUGAAUAAAGGUCCAGAAUAUAGUUUAAGUGGUAAAGGACUUUCUGAAAAACCAAAUGAUAUUCCUGCACCUGGAACAUAUAGUCCUGAGAAAGUAAAUUUAAAUAAAGGUCCACAAUAUAGCUUGUAUGGGAAAGGGAUUUCAGAAAAACCAAACAAUAACCCAGCACCAGGAACAUAUAGUCCUGAGAAAAUAAAUUUAGACAAAGGUCCUCAAUUCAGUUUAUCUGGUAAAGGAUUACCAAGAAAGUUCAAUGAAAAUCCAGGCCCUGUUGAUUACUAUCCAGAGAAAAUAGUAAAUUUGGAACAUAAACCUUAUUUCAGUUUUGGUAAUAGAAAACCUUUGGAUAAGCCUAGGGAUACACCAGCUCCUGGUACUUAUUCUCCAGAAAAAGUCAAUUUAGAUAAAUCGCCACAAUAUUCAUUUGGCUUAAAAACAUCUUUAAAAAAAAAUAAUGAUAUACCUGCUCCAGGAAGUUACCAUCCUGAAAAGGUAAAUUUAAAUAAAUCACCCCAAUAUAGUUUUGGAAUUAAGACUGAAAUACAUGAAACAAAUUCUAUACCAGGUCCUGGUGAAUAUAGCCCAGAGAAAGCUAUGCUUUUAUUAGAAAAAGCAUUGCUAUUUACUUUUGGUCUUAGAACAAAUAUAAAUAAAUCAAAUGAUAUUCCAGCUCCAAAUGUUUAUAAUAUUCCUUCUACUCUUGGCGGAACAAAGGAAGGAAAUAAAAAAACAGCACCAGCUUAUUCAAUAUCCGGUAGACAAAAAGAUUUUACUGAUGAUCGCAUUUUAGUUCCUGGACCUGGAACAUAUGAAGCUGUUAAACCAGAUUCAGUUAGAAUAAAAAGUCCUGCUUAUAGUAUAAGUGCUCGUUAUCAACUGCCUGACGAUCACUCGCAGAUUCCAGGACCUGGUGCACAUUGUCCAGAAAAAGUAAUUCUUGAUAUUCCUCCAGCACAUUCAUUUGGUAUUAGACAUUCGCCGUAUAUAUGCAAUUUGAAGGACACCGUUUAUUAAUAUAAGAAAUUUUAUAUAAUUCAGCUUUAAUCAUUAUUCUAUUUUAUAAAUAAAUUAAUAAUAUAAUAAUUAAUAUAUAACAAAAUAGCAACAUAAAAUAUGAAUAAUAUAAUAAUAUCUCAUUGAAAAAUAACUAUUUUUCAUAUAAACAAAUUAUUUUUUAACGCUUUGCUAAAAUAACUACAAAAUAUUGCAUAAUUAAAAUAUUAGUGUUGUUAAAUAUUAAAAUGUUAUUAAAAAUAAAAAAUAAAAAUAUUGUUAAAUAUAUUAAAUUAA
This is a messenger RNA of Apis cerana (Asiatic honeybee), 2506 nucleotides long. Its product is annotated as mucin-1. NCBI's taxonomy places the organism in Eukaryota, Metazoa, Arthropoda, Insecta, Hymenoptera, Apidae. The record is from RefSeq and is a predicted model, not a curated record. Gene Ontology annotation, cellular component: cytoskeleton.